Molecule: messenger RNA, 2087 nt
Organism: Girardinichthys multiradiatus
Lineage: Eukaryota; Metazoa; Chordata; Actinopteri; Cyprinodontiformes; Goodeidae
Gene: nostrin
Product: nitric oxide synthase trafficking
Exons: 16
Coding region: 41-1732 (563 amino acids)
Biological process (GO): signal transduction
Cellular component (GO): plasma membrane; cytoplasm
Molecular function (GO): protein binding
Source: RefSeq, a predicted model, not a curated record
AGUUCCAGGUUCAAAGUCCAUAAACCGCCUGAGCCUUAAGAUGAAGGACCCUAUCGGCUCCUGCUCUUAUAACCAACUGUAUCAAAAUUUCAAGCAAUAUUCAAAAAAUGGUGACUUCUUCUUUAAAGAACUUAUAACAGUAUUUCAGCAGAGAGCUGAACUGGAAAUUACUUACUCCAAAGGCCUCACAAAGCUGGCAGGGAAACUGAUCAAAGCAUGCCAAGGAAUGUCAAAAAAUUCCACCUACACCGCCUGGUGUCAAGUGUCAGACGAGAUGUACUCAAGAGCAGAUGCACACAGAACAUUAGGAAAUGCAUUGCACCAAGAGGCCACUGUGGAAAUACGACAAGUCUUAGAUGAACACGCCAAAAGAAAAAGGCCUCUUGACAACGCCAUUGAAAGGACUGGGAAACGUUUUACAGCUAACUGGAAUGAGCAACUCAAGCUACAAAAGAGAUUGUAUGGGCUGACAAGAGAACACGAGGCACUCUUCAACUAUCUAGAGAACAACAAGCACAUCAGCACGGAGAAAGAAAAACAAAAGAUGUUUACCAGGCUGACUAAGUCAGCAGAGCAGCAGUCCCGAGUGGAUGAACAUUACUACACCGUCAAUAUGGAAGGUUAUCAGAUGCGACUGAAGUGGCAAAACACACUGAAAAACUGCUAUCAGAUCACACAAGAGCUGGAGAAGCAUCGAAUUGAACUUCUGUGCAACCUUUUGAGCAGAUAUAACCUCCACAUGUCCACCUUCAGUCAAACCCUUAAGCAUGGCCAAAAGCAAAUAGAGCAGACCGUUCAAAGAGUGGACAUGGAUAAAGACAUGCAAACCCUAGUAGACGAAAGUUGCAACACAACUGAGGACAACAAAGUGGAGUUUUUGAUGGCUGAUUAUUUUGAGGAGGAUACCAAAUCACUGAUGGCCAAAGAAAGAAGAAGAGAUGCUCUCAAGCUGAAACUCCAGCGUCUAGAAGAAAGCAUUACAAAAACAAAGAAAGAUUGCGAAGGACUUGAAAAACUGAUGAAGACCUAUGCUGAGAAUCCAUCUUUCUCAAACCAGAAGAACCUUGAGGAAACUGAAGAGCUCCAUGAUGAGUGUACUCUCAAACUGGACCUCCUGGAGGCCACUUAUUACAAACUCUCCUCAAGCCUCCCUGAAUUUGAAGAGAAACCCAAGACAUUUCAGCAAUUUAGUGGCAGUAUUUUUAAAUGGAAAGAUAAGGUAAAUAAUGGAGUCCUACCCUCUUUUCUCUCUAAGGAGUGUGAGCAUAGCAUCGUUCAGCUGACUCGUCCAGUAAAACUCCGGAGGACGCCGUUGAGGCACAGCCGAUCACUCAGAGCUUCCAUCAUUUAUAAAGGACCAGUUCAGAAUCCAACAGAACCACCGGAGAAGCCCACGCCAAACGCUACAGACCAUAUUGCUUCUACACCAGGUCAGGAGAUGGUGGAGUGCAAUGGGAGCACUGGUAACGAAGCUCUGCCUUACAGAGAUGAAGGCAAAGAAGAGGAAACAGUGAACGCGCUGUGCAGCAUCGGAAAAUGCAAAGCCCUGUACAGUUUCACACCUGAACACGACGACGAACUGGCUUUCAAAGAAGGUGAUCUUCUGGACAUUUAUAAAAAGGAAGAAAAUGGUUGGUGGAUUGGUGCUCUUAAUGAGCAAAAAGGCCAUUUCCCAUCUACCUAUGUUGAGGAGCUACCUAUACUGAACACCAUCAAAUCAUGUGAUGCCUGAAUGACUGGAAAAAAGUCUGUAUAUGUGCCAUUUCAUUCAUGUCUUUUACAGAAAAAAAAUGUAUACUUUUCAAAGUGACAGUCUUCCACUGAUAAUCUUGAGUUGUGAUUGCUUUGCAUGCAAUAAUCAGGAUUAAGAUUGUGGACUUUUAUAACAAAAUGUUUAUUUUCCCAAUAUAUAUAUAUAUAAUACAUCAUGUACAAACUGAGAUGGUGCAAAUACUUAAAGAACAUGUAGUUUAUUAACAUUGAUAUGGAGAAUAUACACAGGGGUAGAAAGACAUUGAUGUUUCUGCUGGUUGUAAAACGAAAACUGAUUUUAAAACAGAAACAAAUGAAAACUGUUUACUUAUAAA